AUGUCUAUGAUUAAGGUAUUAGCUAAAAUAGUUUUAACUGCCAAUGUCACUAUAGAUUUGAUUAGAAAAUAUCUGAAUAAUAAUAUUCUAAAUGCAUUUUACAAGCUGGUAGAGGGAAAUUUGCCAUUAUACAAUCCAGCCAAAUAUGAUGCUAAUCCUGCUUCUGUGUAA
Molecule: messenger RNA, 171 nt
Organism: Funneliformis mosseae
Lineage: Eukaryota; Fungi; Glomeromycota; Glomeromycetes; Glomerales; Glomeraceae
Source: the annotation of a GenBank genome assembly